AAAUAACCCGGUCCUGGCUCCUGCGCCCCGAGCUACCCCCUGCAUCGCUCAGUGACAAAUUUAAUUGGUUUUCAUUUUCAACAAGUAGGAGAAAAAUUGAUUUUCAUAUUUUGUGUUUGUUUUAAAGAUUUUCUCCUCCCCUGAUACAGUCCGUAUGUGUAGAGGGGACAAUUUUGGGUGAUUCCCCUCAUUUCCCCACUGAUUUGAAAACAAUACAAAGGGGUUAGGGAGGUCUGAAAGCCCAAAUCCCAGUCCGACAGUUUUCAGUUCAUUCUCACCCCAGGUCCACCCGCCAUUGGCCAAUUGCACUAGGCCAGGAGGGGGCACCACAAAGGGGGCACCAGUGGGGGGGUGACAGCAGCAAGCAGGGUCCUGGAGGAAUUAGGAGAAGGUGGUGAGUGGGGGAAGGGGGGCUCCCCGUUCAGAGGGGGUCCCAUCCCCACCCCUACCCUUUUCCCUCUCCCACCACAGAUGGCGGAGAUGGCAGAGAUGAGAGAGAAGGCAAACAGAGGAGCAGUAGAAGCUGCCAGGAGGGAAUAUGGACUAUUUGUGAAGCAGCUGCAGGACCGUGGCCACCAGAGCAUGAGCAGCUGUCUGAGAGUGAAGCCCCUGGAGAUGAAGCGACGCCAGGAGGGGAAACGCCAGGAGCUGCUGAAACGCUGCCGGGGGGAGCUGCAGGGCGAGGACCCCCAGAAACAGGCAGCCCUGGAGGAGCUGAAGCAGGAGCUGGACAAGCAGAUGGACGAGUUCCUGUCGGCCUACGGGCAGCGCUUUAAAAUGGCUGCAAUGGAGGCAAACAAGAAAGCUGUAGAAGUUGCCUUGAAGGGAUAUGAACACUUUUUGCAGAAGCUGGACCGUGACCACCAGAGCAUGAACCACUGCCUGAGUGUGAAGCCUGCGGAAAUGCAUCAACGCCUGGAGGGGAAACGCCAGGAGUUGCUGGAGUGCUGCUGGAGGGAGCUGGGGGGCGAGGACCCCCAGAAACAGGCUGCCCUGAAGGGGCUGAAGCAGGGACUGGCCAGUCAGAUGGCCCAGUUCCUAAUGGCCUACAGACAGCGCUUUAAAGAGAAGACGUACAUAUGGUGGGGCCUGCGCAUUGUAGAGGGUGCCGUGGUAGUGGCGGGUGGGAGUGUUGGAGGACGCAUCGGUUUGAGUGUAGCUGCGGCUAUGGUGGCGGGUGCAGAACGUUUUAUGGGGCUAGAUAGAUAGAUAGAUGGGUUUAUUGGAAAAAUAUAAACAACUUACCACAGGUAGCUAGAUUUCAAAAGGACACAGUGGGGUCACCAAGAUCAAAAUCGAGCCCUGACCCCAUUGAUGUCAGUCAAUAAAUAACCUGGCCCUGGAUCCUGUGCUCUGAGCCGCCCCCUGCAUCCCUCCAUUGCAAGUUUCAUUGUUUUUCAUUUUCAACAAGUGUGAGAACAAAUAAUUUUCAUAUUUUGAGUUUGGUUGGGUUUUUUUUUUACAUUUUCUCCCCACCUGAAAAAAUGUGUGUGGAGGGGCAAUUUGGGUUUUUUUUCCCCUGCUGAUUUGAAAAUGAUACCAGUUGGUGAGGGAGGUUAGAAAACCCCAAAAUCCUAUUUUUCAGUUUAUUCUCCCAAUGAAAGCCAAAUUUUCCCACCAAAAAGUCACUUCAAAAGCAACAGUUUUCCCUCAAAAAAUGUUUUUUUGUGAUUAAAAUUCAUGUUUUUGG
Terrapene triunguis (Three-toed box turtle) is the source of this 1690-nucleotide messenger RNA. RefSeq lists its product as uncharacterized. The transcript has 4 exons. NCBI's taxonomy places the organism in Eukaryota, Metazoa, Chordata, Testudines, Emydidae. The record is from RefSeq and is a predicted model, not a curated record. Bases 472 to 1209 code for a protein of 245 amino acids.